Messenger RNA from Tachyglossus aculeatus (Australian echidna), 627 nucleotides. RefSeq names its product testis-expressed protein 50-like. The transcript is spliced from 2 exons. The record is from RefSeq and is a predicted model, not a curated record. NCBI's taxonomy places the organism in Eukaryota, Metazoa, Chordata, Mammalia, Monotremata, Tachyglossidae. The coding region runs from base 34 to 627 and encodes 197 amino acids.
UGGGGGUUUUUACCCCCGCCCCUGUGUCGGGAGAUGUUUCUCCGAGCCCUAUUUUGGGCCAUCCUCACCUGGUCCUCCGCUUCGGCGCAACGGAGCCUCGGUUGCCCUGACCGAGAACGAUGGACCAGAGUUGGGUGGGAGAUACUUCCAGAGGAAAUGCCCCAACUGAAGCGUCCUCUUCACGCUCCGUUAUACUGUCUGCCUAAUGCUCUGGAUGACUCGUGCCUCCGUAUUUCCACCUACGACCUGUUCCGAAUAUGUAUGUGGUUCUUAUGUAUUGUUUGUACGGGUCUGCUAUUUAACGUCGUCUCUCUGGCUCUAUAUCAUCGUUGGACCGAAGGAAAGCAGCGUCUGGAGAAGCCGGAAAGGGUCCCGUCGGAGAUCGACGACGUUCUGAGCGUUCACCAACUGCUCGUAAAACUCCUGACCACCUCGGAAAAGAUAUUAGAGCGCGUGGAAGAGAUGGCGGAAAACCUCCGCGUACAGAAGGGCAGGCGCAGCCACGCCGACGGAGGAGCUGAAGCGGAGGGAAAGCAGGAGGCCUUCCCCGCCUUUCCCGUUUACCCCACCACUCCCCGCACUCCCCCGCCUAGCCUGGCAUCCAUUUUUGAUGACCCAAGCCCCUGA